AUGAAAGUGAUAAAAAAGUGGUUCAGUACUAAAUUAGAUGAAAUAAUACCCGAUGAUGAUAUACUUGUUGAUUAUUUAGAAGAGCUAUUGAUAAAAGAUCAUCUGCCAGAUAUAAAGGAUAUUUAUGAACAAUUGAAAACAUUCAUCGGCGAUGAUGGUCAAACAAUGAAUUUCUGUAAAGAUCUUUGGGCUUUAUUGCUUGAAGCUCAAGACGAUAAAGAUGGCUUACCAAAAUCACUAAUUGAAGACCAUAUGAAAGCUUCAAAGGAAAGAGAUGAGAAUGAUAAUAAGAAAUCUGAAUCAGUAAGUAAGCCAAAUGAAGAAGUUACGAACAAAGAGGAUCAAUUCAAAGAAACCAAAUCAAAAGUUCUUCCACCCCACCAUUCACGGCAUAAAGGGCAACCUCACAAAAUUAGUAAACCAAGGCCGAUGAAAACAGAUAGAUAUAUUCCCACCAAACCAAAGUCAACAUCUUCAACAUACAAUGCAUCCAAGAGACUUAAAAGUUUCGAUAAAGAAGACAAUGUAGAUUUAAAUAGAUUUUAA
Molecule: messenger RNA, 546 nt
Organism: Yamadazyma jaroonii
Lineage: Eukaryota; Fungi; Ascomycota; Pichiomycetes; Serinales; Debaryomycetaceae
Source: the annotation of a GenBank genome assembly